Molecule: messenger RNA, 816 nt
Organism: Lottia gigantea (owl limpet)
Lineage: Eukaryota; Metazoa; Mollusca; Gastropoda; Lottiidae
Exons: 1
Coding region: 1-816 (271 amino acids)
Cellular component (GO): cytosol
Molecular function (GO): diaminopimelate epimerase activity
Source: RefSeq, a predicted model, not a curated record
AUGGGUACAGAGAUACAGUUUGUGAAAUACCAGGGAGCAGGCAAUGAUUUUGUGUUAGUAGAUAUGCGGGAAAUAGAAACAGAAUUAAACGACGGUAUCAGGAAAGCAAUGUGUGACAGACGUUUUGGAAUUGGUGCUGAUGGGGUACUGGUGAUCUUGAAUAGUGCAAUAGCCCAUUUUAAACUAGUAUACUACAAUUCCGAUGGAUGUUUAAGUAGCUUAUGUGGUAAUGGGUCCAGGUGUUGUUUGGCGUAUUAUUUAAGCAUGUCCCAAUGUAAGGAUUCAAGUAUUCGAUUUGAAUGUAAUGGUAGUAUAUAUGAAGGAGGUCAUGUUAAGGAAAAUAUUUAUCAACUAAACAUGAAAGACAUUGAAACCGCUGAUAUCGUAACCGUAGAUAAAGAUAAUUUCUACAUCAAUACGGGUUCACCACAUCAUGUACGCUAUGUAAAUGGUUUGCACCAUAAAGACAUUCGGGCGCUGGGAUUAAAGGUACGUACUGAAAGCUACGGGAAGGAAGGUUGCAACAUUAAUUUCUGUGAGGAAUUGUCAGAUGGUAAAUUGAAGGUCCGAACUUAUGAACGAGGUGUUGAAGACGAGACACUUGCUUGUGGAACUGGAGCAACAGCUGUCGCCUUGGUAACUCAUCAGAGAUUGAAGAUCAUGAAAGAAGACUCAAUCAACUCUUGUUUUUCGUAUGUAAUUCUGAUGCCUGGGGGAACGUUGACAGUAAAAUUUGUUGCUACAGCCAAACUGUUUUCUAAUAUAUAUCUAAUAGGUCCAGCUUUAAGGGUAUUUACCGGUGUCUAUAAUAUUUAG